CAUGCAGAGAAUUAAAGGCUCUGCAUCCAUGCGUCACUUGCAGCGGAAUGAUUGAACUUUCCUUUGAUGUUCACCUUUGAUUCUUUCUUAAUAAAAGCAGCCAAUCAGCGCAUCAAACAGUCAGUCAAUCAAAGCAUCAAAUCUUUUCUCCUUGUCUUUUCGGAGGAGCUCUGAGAGUUGGUGCUCCUGCAGCCAGGUGGCCGCACCGCACCGCACCGCACCGCACCGAGCCGCGCAUUGAUCGGCCCCGCACACGCAGCGCCAGACGCACAUGGGCUCCGUCCUGCGCACCGGGGGAUCUCCAGCGACCGCAGCCGAGAGGAGGGCACUGCCAGCCGGCCUGCGAGCAGCGCUCAGCCCGCGCGGACUCUCCCACUGACACACACCCACUCCCACUCAGAGCGAGGAGGUGAUUUUUUUCUACGAGCUGCGCUUCGGCUGGAAAAGCAGAGCGAGUGGAGAAAACACGCGAACCCACGCGAACCCACUCCCCUCUUCUUCUUGAUUUCCUGUCAGUUUGUUUUAUUUCCUGCUGCCAGGAACCAGGAACCAGGAACCAGGAACCAGACCGGGGCUGAAGCGAGUGAAGCUCCGAGGAUGAAGCAGAACUAGAAGCUUUUUCUGGAUUUAUUCCGCUGUGGAGGAAAAGCGACCCGGUGCGCACAGAAACCCUCUCCUCCUCCUCUGCUCCUCCUGCUCCUCCUCUCCCCGCUGUCUCUCCAUCUCUCGGUCUCCUCCUGUCUCUGUCCCUCCAUCCGUCUCUGCUGUUUGCAUGUUUGUAGGUGAUUUGGCUAAAAUGCAUCACCAGCAGCGGAUGGCAGCUUUGGGGACAGACAAGGAGCUGAGCGACCUGCUGGAUUUCAGCGCGAUGCCAAACAACGAUUUGAAAAUGUUCCCAACAUCCAUGAUGUUUUCCCCUCCUGUUAGCAGUGGAAAAAACGGACCCACCUCCCUGGGGAGCGGACAUUUCUCCGGCUCAAGUAUGGAGGACAGAGCAAACGCAGCAUCGUGGGCCGCUGGAAGUCGAUCCUCUAAGAGCUUCGCUGACGGAUCGCCGUUCAUGACGUCACAUGACAGCCUCUCGCCGCCGUACUCAAACUCCAGGCUAACAGGUAAAUCGGAGAGGAGUUCGUACUCGUACAGCAGGGAGUCCAACCCACACUGCCAUCAGCAGCCGGUUCUGGGCGGGGAGCUGGGUCUGGGGAGCCCCAGCGCGGCGUCGCCCACCAAGCCCGCGGGUCAGUACUACCAGCACUACGGCGCCAACCCGCGGAGGAGAGCGCUGCCCAUGGAGCCCAUGGAGGUCCACACUAAAAAGGUGCGGAAGGUCCCUCCCGGCUUGCCGUCCUCGCUGAACGGUUUCGUCCUCCUCCAGCCGUCCUCCAUCCUUUAUAUUCUCCCAGUUUUCAUCCCAGUUGAUCCCAACGCUCGACCUUCGCUACAGAAAAUAAAAAACGCCGCCGCUCUUCCCGGGCCUCG
Messenger RNA from Cyprinodon variegatus (sheepshead minnow), 1479 nucleotides. Its product is annotated as transcription factor 4-like. The annotation marks the transcript as partial. Gene Ontology annotation, cellular component: transcription regulator complex. Gene Ontology annotation, molecular function: DNA-binding transcription factor activity, RNA polymerase II-specific; RNA polymerase II cis-regulatory region sequence-specific DNA binding. The transcript is spliced from 9 exons. Lineage: Eukaryota; Metazoa; Chordata; Actinopteri; Cyprinodontiformes; Cyprinodontidae. The record is from RefSeq and is a predicted model, not a curated record. Gene Ontology annotation, biological process: regulation of transcription by RNA polymerase II.